Lolium rigidum is the source of this 1833-nucleotide messenger RNA. RefSeq lists its product as uncharacterized. Gene Ontology annotation, molecular function: RNA-DNA hybrid ribonuclease activity; nucleic acid binding. Bases 1 to 1698 code for a protein of 565 amino acids. The record is from RefSeq and is a predicted model, not a curated record. NCBI's taxonomy places the organism in Eukaryota, Viridiplantae, Streptophyta, Magnoliopsida, Poales, Poaceae. The transcript has 2 exons.
AUGAAGGGUAAUGGAAAUAUGAUCCGUAGAGGAGGAUGGACAAAACCUGCAUCUGGAGUCUACAAGCUAAAUGUGGAUGCUGCUUAUGAACCAGAGACGGGGAGAGGAGCAACCGGUGCAAUUAUAAGAGAUUCCAGAGGAAAUUUUAUUGCGGCCUGCUGUGAGUAUAAUGACCAUGCAAUUGACGUGGCAACAAUGGAGGCCUUAGCCCUUUUGAAUGGACUAAAACUGGCAGAGCAGUUUGGAGCUCAGUCUCUAGCUGUAGAAUCUGACUCGAUGGAGGUGGUGGAAGCUGUCCGAGAUCCAUCGGAAUAUCGAGGAACGGGAGCGGUGAUUAUUGAUGACUGCAGACAUCUGUUAACGGUGCUUGGUAUGGCGACGUUCACACAUUGCCCGCGAGAAGCUAAUGAGGUUGCACACUCGUUGGCUCGCCAUGGUUACACCCAGGAAGUUAGGGAGUUUUGGUUUUCUGAUCCUCCCCCUUUUCUAGAUCCUGUUCUUAUUUCUGAUCGGGUGAUCAUUUUAGAAGCUGUUGUUGGAGAGGAGCCCUCCAAGAAAACCUGCGUCGCCUCGGGAUCUACCUCCUCACCCUCCUCGGGAUGUCAUGAUUGGGAUUACCCUCUGGACAGCCUGCUCCAUCAAAUCAUAUCUCUCAUUAGCUCAUUCCAUGACCUCCUUGCUUUCAGAGGCACCUGCCGCUCUUGGCGCGCUGCGGCCUCUUCCUUCCCAUCCGUGUAUACCUUCACCUUCCCACCUCUCCACCUCGAACCAGAUAUUAGCCAUGGAGUUUUCAACUAUAAACCUAAAUGGAAGCUUGUUGACCCUGCCAAGAGAGCUUUAUCCCUUCGCUUUUCAGCGCCCAGAAUUAAUCCAUGUCGCAUGUGCUAUCUGGGCUGCUCGUAUGGGUAUCUUAUUUUCUCCGACCGGGAGCACUGCCAUCUCCUCGAUGUGUACACUGGUACUAAGGUGAGGCCUCCCAAACUCCAAUCCGAUGGCAGCUCUUUGAUCUACUAUGGCUUCCUUGUGGCUCCGCUCACCUCACCCAACUCACGUCUCACCCUUUUAUCGAGGACCUCCAUGUUCCAGUGGCAAGUUGGAGCGAAUUCCUGGACAGAGCACCCUCUUGUUGGUGAACCCAUCCAUCAGAUUGUCUUCUUCAAAGGUCAGAUGUUUGCCAUGGACUUUGUUCAGAGGCUACAUACCAUACGCGUCGUGCCUCAACUCAGCAUACAGGAAGUAGCAGUUGUGUGGGAAGAGGGCAUGCUUGUUGGCCUGCAUUCUAAGCCAUGGCUGGUGGUCUGUGGUGACAUGCUUCUCUUGGUUGAUCUCUCAGUAAGCACGGACCUACUGUUUGGCUUCCCUGGCACCUUACGAGUCUUCCGCCUCGACUUUUCGGACGAACCAGCUAAGUGGGUGAAGAUGGAGAAGUUGGACAAUUGGGCUCUCUUUCUUGCCAAUGAUAGGAGGAACCCCACAUUUUCGUGCAUGAACCCCGAAAGAUGGGGAGGAAAAAGUAACUAUAUUUAUGUUCCGACGGCAUCCCAAGAUUCUGACGAGCCAUGGACUGCAAUAGAGGUUGGACAACCAGUGCCAAACUCAACUCACCGCUUGUCAUUCAGUUCUGCGGCCACUGCCCAUUCCAGUCCACUAAAUAGCCUCUGGGUGCUCCCCAGUUUGGUUUUCGGAGUUUGCCAAUAAUUGUUCAUCGUUGGUUGUUUCAGUAGUAGUUGCAGUUGUAGGGUUUUUAACUUUUUAUUAGUCUUUUACAACACAAACACUAUCAACUGCUCGUUUUAUAUGGUUUACUUAGUCACUAGGUUCUUGUAACUUCCA